Messenger RNA from Jaculus jaculus (lesser Egyptian jerboa), 1204 nucleotides. RefSeq names its product inorganic pyrophosphatase 1 (gene Ppa1). Gene Ontology annotation, biological process: phosphate-containing compound metabolic process. Gene Ontology annotation, molecular function: inorganic diphosphate phosphatase activity; magnesium ion binding. The record is from RefSeq and is a predicted model, not a curated record. Lineage: Eukaryota; Metazoa; Chordata; Mammalia; Rodentia; Dipodidae. The transcript is spliced from 11 exons. The coding region runs from base 50 to 919 and encodes 289 amino acids. Gene Ontology annotation, cellular component: extracellular exosome; cytoplasm.
GGCCGGUGGCUGUCUCUGCGGCGGCGGCGUUGGCCGGUUGUCGGGCACCAUGAGCGGCUUCAGCAGCGAGGAGCGCGCCACGCCCUUCACCCUCGAGUACCGAGUGUUUCUCAAAAACGAAAAGGGGCAAUAUAUUUCUCCAUUUCAUGAUAUCCCAAUUUAUGCAGAUAAGGACGUGCUCCACAUGGUGGUCGAAGUCCCACGCUGGUCAAAUGCAAAGAUGGAGAUUGCUACAAAGGACCCUCUGAAUCCAAUUAAGCAAGAUGUGAAAAAAGGAAAGCUCCGUUACGUUGCGAAUCUGUUCCCGUACAAAGGGUAUAUCUGGAACUACGGUGCCAUCCCUCAGACAUGGGAAGAUCCAGGACAUAGUGACAAACAUACUGGCUGUUGUGGUGACAAUGACCCAAUUGAUGUUUGUGAAAUCGGAAGUAAGGUAUGUGCAAGAGGGGAAAUAAUCCGGGUGAAGGUUCUCGGCAUCCUGGCCAUGAUUGACGAAGGCGAGACCGACUGGAAAGUCAUUGCCAUCAACGUGGACGACCCUGACGCCGCCAAUUACAAUGAUAUUAAUGAUGUCAAGCGCCUGAAGCCUGGUUACCUAGAAGCUACUGUUGACUGGUUUAGAAGGUACAAGGUUCCUGAUGGGAAACCUGAAAAUGAGUUUGCUUUCAAUGCAGAGUUUAAAGACAAGGCUUUUGCAAUUGAUAUUAUUAAAAGUACUCAUGACUAUUGGAAGGCUUUAGUGACUAAGAAAACGGAUGGAAAAGGAAUCAGUUGCAUGAACACCACGGUGUCGGAGAGCCCCUUCAAGUGCGACCCAGACGCCGCCAGAGCCAUCGUUGAUGCUUUACCACCACCUUGUGAAUCUGCCUGUGCACUGCCAUCAGAUGUGGAUAAAUGGUUCCAUCACCAGAAGAACUGACGGGAGCUGUGUGGCGCGCGGGCGGGCGUCUUAUAUGCGCAUAUAGUGGCUUGGCGCGGCUUCCCGCUGGUGGAGCUCAUCUGCCAGGCUGCGUGCCCCGAGACCGCUCUGUAUGCUCAGAAGGGUACCUCCACAUUUUCCUGUCUCAGCGAAGAACUUGUAGGACAUGCUUCAGUAUCUAAGCAGUUGUGAUUUAGAAGUUGUCUGUGAAUAGAUGUACAAGAUGAGCACAUACUGGAUGUAUAUGUUUACCAUGUGUUAGGAAAUAAAAUUAUUUUGCUGAAA